This is a messenger RNA of Benincasa hispida (wax gourd), 1872 nucleotides long. It is a transcript of the gene KCS20, whose product is annotated as 3-ketoacyl-CoA synthase 20. Gene Ontology annotation, molecular function: acyltransferase activity, transferring groups other than amino-acyl groups. Gene Ontology annotation, cellular component: membrane. The record is from RefSeq and is a predicted model, not a curated record. Lineage: Eukaryota; Viridiplantae; Streptophyta; Magnoliopsida; Cucurbitales; Cucurbitaceae. Gene Ontology annotation, biological process: fatty acid biosynthetic process.
UUUUAAAUCCCCUGUUUUUUCCCAUUUCAUCUCAAUUCGCAAUUUCAAUAUCCAUUCUUCUUCUUCUUCUUCUUCCUCAUCAACAAUGGCAGACCAUAGACUCCCUAAUUUCCUCUUAUCCGUCCGCUUAAAAUACGUCAAACUCGGCUACCAUUACUUAAUCUCCAACGCCAUGUACCUUCUUUUACUCCCUUUCCUCGCCGCCGUCUCUGCUCAUCUCUCCACCUUCCAAUUCCAAGACUUCCUCCAUCUCUGGAACAUCUUCAACUUCAAUCUCCUCUCUGUUACACUCUGUUCUUCCCUCAUCAUUUUCCUUGCUACCCUUUACGUUAUGACCCGACCCAGAAAAGUUUACCUUCUCAAUUUCUCUUGCUACAAGCCUGACCCGGCUAGGACCUGCGACCGAGGGAAGUUUCUCCAUAGAUCGGUGCUCACUGGGAGUUUUACAGAGGAGAACUUGGGGUUUCAAAAGAAGAUUCUCGAGAGGUCGGGUUUGGGGGAAAAGACUUACUUGCCGGAGGCGGUGAUGAGAGUGCCGCCGAACCCUUGUAUGGCGGAGGCGAGGAAGGAGGCAGAGGCUGUUAUGUUUGGUGCUAUUGAUGAGCUUUUGGAGAAGACGGGUGUGAAGGCUAAGGACAUUGGGAUUUUGGUGGUGAAUUGCAGUUUGUUUAAUCCUACUCCUUCUUUGUCUGCUAUGAUUGUUAAUCAUUAUAAGCUUAGAGGAAACAUUCUGAGCUAUAAUCUUGGCGGUAUGGGUUGCAGUGCUGGACUUAUCUCCAUUGAUCUUGCUAAACAACUCUUGCAGGUGCACCCAAAUUCGUAUGCCCUAGUAGUAAGCAUGGAGAACAUCACACUAAACUGGUACUUCGGCAACGACCGAUCUAUGCUAGUCAAAUUGCCUCUUCCNAAUUGCCUCUUCCGAAUGGGCGGCGCCGCCAUCCUUCUCUCAAACCGUCCAUCCGACCGCCGUCGUUCGAAGUACCAACUCAUCCACACCGUCCGAACUCACAAAGGCUCCGACGACAAAUGCUACAAUUGCGUUUUCCAACAAGAAGACGACACCGGCCGCGUCGGCGUCCGUCUCUCCAAAGACCUAAUGGCCGUAGCCGGAGAAGCCCUAAAAACAAACAUCACAACACUCGGCCCACUCGUCCUCCCAAUGUCAGAGCAACUCCUGUUCUUCGCAACACUCGUGGCCAAAAAAAUCUUCAAAAUCAAGAAAAUCAAACCCUACAUCCCCGAUUUCAAGCUCGCAUUCGAACAUUUCUGCAUCCACGCGGGAGGGCGGGCGGUGCUGGAUGAACUGGAGAAGAAUCUUGAUCUGAGCGAAUGGCACAUGGAGCCGUCGAGAAUGACGCUGAACAGAUUUGGGAAUACUUCGAGCAGUUCUUUGUGGUACGAAUUGGCUUAUAGUGAAGCCAAAGGGCGGAUCCGGAAAGGGGACCGGACCUGGCAGAUUGCGUUCGGGUCGGGUUUCAAGUGUAAUAGUGCGGUGUGGCGGGCAUUGAGGACCGUUGAUCCUGCGAAGGAGAAGAAUCCAUGGAUGGAUGAGAUUCAUGAGUUUCCUGUGGAGGUUCCACGAGUGGCCCCCAUUCAUAAACCUUGAAUGAAGGGUUGAUUUGAACAUGAACAACAACAAUAUCAAUAUUCUUUUUUACUUUUUCGGAUUAUUCUUUUUUAGUCUUUUUAAUUUCUUGUUUGGUUUGGCUACUCUUUUUUUAAAAAAUGUUUUUAUCUUUAUGUGGAUGAUUUUGUGUCUUUCUUGUAACUUUUGUCAUACAACCAUUGUUCAUAUUGGAUGGUUCAUUAGUCUAAACAAAGUGUAAUAUUAUUCAUUCACACUUGUCAAGUUAUGGGCCCAUUAUUAUCUUA